AUGACGACAGAACCAGGUGAGCCGCAGGAGGCGGAGCCGAAAGAGGCGGAGUCAUUCCCCGAAGCUGCUGCUCACUCCACUCCCAAACUGGGAGUGGAAGGCCCGCCCUACAACCAAGCGCAAAGCUCAUUGGCCGAGGACUCGACCAGUCACCUGUCGUCCAGCAGCCGGAUCGCUCGCUCGCCCGCAAGAAACCCGCUGAACUUUAGGACCAUGCAGACCACCGUGACCCUGCUGGACGGCUCGCUGUUCACCUGCACUGUGGAGAAACGAGCUCGCGGUUCGUUGCUCUUUGAGAAAGUUUGUGAUCACGUGAAUCUGCUGGAGAGAGACUACUUCUCCCUGAGCUUCAGAGACGCUGAGAACAACAAGAACUGGCUGGAUCGGGGGAAGGAGAUGAAGAAGCAGGUCAGAGGUGUUCCCUGGAACUUCUCCUUUAAUGUGAAGUUUUACCCUCCUAACCCCGCCCUCCUGUCUGAGGACAUCACCAGGUACUUCCUGUGUCUCCAGCUCAGACAGGAUAUAGUUUCUGGUCGACUUCCUUGUUCAUUUGCUACUCACACCGUCCUCGGAUCUUACACCGUCCAAUCAGAGCUCGGAGACUACGACCCAGAUGAAUGUGCUUCAGACUACAUCAGCGAACUGAGUUUCGCUCCAAACCAAACUAGAGAAAUGGAGGAGAAGAUCAUGGAGCUGCACAAAACCUACAGAGGAAUGACUCCAGCUGAGGCUGAGAUGCACUUUCUGGAAAACGUCAAGAAACUUUCCAUGUAUGGAGUCGACCUUCAUCACGCUAAGGACUCAGAGGGCGUGGCCAUCAUGCUGGGCGUGUGCAGCAGCGGUCUUCUGGUCUACAGAGACCGGCUGAGGAUCAACAGAUUUUCGUGGCCAAAGAUUCUGAAGAUUUCGUACAAGAGGAACAACUUCUACAUAAAGAUCCGACCCGGAGAGUUUGACCAGUUUGAGUCUACGAUUGGUUUCAAGCUGCUGAAUCACAGAUCAGCAAAGAGACUGUGGAAAGUGUGUGUGGAGCAUCACUCCUUCUUCAGGCUGGUGUCUCCAGAAGAACCACCGAAGCGUUUCCUGUCUCUGGGUUCAAAGUUCCGGUACAGCGGUCGGACUCAGAUCCAGAGCCGCAGAGCCAGCGCCCAGAUCUCUAGACCUGCACCAAACUUCCCACGAUGCAUCAGCAAGAGGAGUCUACUCAGCCGCAGCCUGGAUGGAGCUUCCAGGGCCACUCCCACCUCCUCUCUGAUUGGCUCUCCAGCCAUCACAGUGUCUCUCAAAGUUAAUGGUGGCACACGGACAGAUAUGGGCACAGGUCUGUAUGGAGCAUCGAAGGCCAUAGCUGUCAGUGACCUCAUCACCACGGUAACGCCUGAGAGGAGGGAUGAAACACCUCCUUCUGUUUCCUCUCCUCUAGUUGAGGAGGUGCUGGUGAUGGAGGAGAAGGUGCAGGAAAGGAUGGAGGAGGAUAAAGAGGAGCAGGAGACACAGCAGCAGGAGGAAGAGGAGGAGGAGGAGGAGGAGGAGGAGGAGGAGGAGACCAGAGCGACAGAGAUUUCUCCUCCAACUCCUCAGAAACACGACACCAAGACUGAGCUGACAGACACUGCUGUGGAUGGAGACCUGACCGCUUCUGAGUCUGAUCAGGAUGAAGAUUUGAAAACUCAGGAGACGUUGGGGAGUCCUGAGGAGGAGCAGAAACAUCUGAGCAAUAUCAGUGCUCUCAGACGCUCCUUCUUAGAGGGAGGAGGAGAAACAGGAGGGCUGACAGAGUGGGAGAAACGUCUUGCCUCCUCACCGUUACGACGAAUCGACGACUCCCCGAUGAUCGAACCCCUGGAACCAGACGAGCGUCAUGUGGACUCUGAUCCUCCUGCUGGACUGCUGCUGAGCUCCCAGACCUUCACUGCAGAGACCGCCAACACCACCACCACCACACACAUCACCAAGACCGUCAAAGGAGGAGUUGCAGAAACCAGAAUCGAGAAGAGAAUCGUGAUUUCUGGAGAUGCAGAAAUCGACCACGACCAGGCGCUGGCAGCGGCGCUCAGCGAGGCGCGGCGGCAGCAUCCCGAGCUGUCUGUCACGCGGGUCGUUGUCCAUAAAGAAACGGAGGUCUCUCCUGAUCAUGUGAUUGAUUAA
Molecule: messenger RNA, 2148 nt
Organism: Scomber japonicus (chub mackerel)
Lineage: Eukaryota; Metazoa; Chordata; Actinopteri; Scombriformes; Scombridae
Gene: epb41l3a
Product: erythrocyte membrane protein band 4.1-like 3a
Exons: 20
Coding region: 1-2148 (715 amino acids)
Biological process (GO): cortical actin cytoskeleton organization
Cellular component (GO): cytoskeleton; plasma membrane
Molecular function (GO): actin binding; structural molecule activity
Source: RefSeq, a predicted model, not a curated record